This is a messenger RNA of Colletes gigas, 2354 nucleotides long. RefSeq names its product maternal embryonic leucine zipper kinase-like. Gene Ontology annotation, biological process: microtubule cytoskeleton organization; intracellular signal transduction; protein phosphorylation. NCBI's taxonomy places the organism in Eukaryota, Metazoa, Arthropoda, Insecta, Hymenoptera, Colletidae. Gene Ontology annotation, cellular component: cytoplasm. Gene Ontology annotation, molecular function: tau-protein kinase activity; protein serine/threonine kinase activity; ATP binding. The transcript has 14 exons. The coding region runs from base 117 to 1940 and encodes 607 amino acids. The record is from RefSeq and is a predicted model, not a curated record.
GCAAAGUAUCACUAAAAAAACGAACGGUGCUGCCGUCUGUGGCGAAAUAGAGGCAGUUUCCUUUAGGCACCGGUCUGCCAUCUGGUGACUGUUAAUAUUGUCACAAAUUUGUUACGAUGGUGCGAUAUGCCGCGUUAAAAGGUUUGUACGAUUUGGAAAAGACUAUCGGAAGCGGAGGUUUUGCAAAAGUAAAGCUUGCUACGCACAUAGCGACCGGUGAGAAGGUUGCUAUUAAAAUAAUGGACAAAACGGCGCUGGGCGACGACUUACCUAGAGUAAAACUAGAAGUUGAGGCAUUGAAAACUUUAUUACAUCAACACAUCUGUAGAUUGUAUCAAGUGAUAGAAACAGAGACCCAUUAUUUUAUGGUGAUGGAGUAUUGUUCGGGUGGAGAAUUAUUCGAUCACAUAGUUGAAAAAAAUAGACUCUCUGAAACAGAAUCACGAAAGUUCUUUCGUCAAAUUGUAUCCGCUGUAACGUAUUUACAUAGUUUAGGAUAUGCUCAUCGUGACUUGAAACCAGAGAACGUUCUGCUAGACAGGGAAGAGAAUUUAAAACUGAUAGAUUUUGGUCUGUGCGCGAAACCAAAGAAUGGAAUAGAAUCCCAUUUACAAACAUCGUGCGGUUCUCCGACGUAUGCUGCGCCAGAACUCAUAUUAGGGAAAAAAUACUUAGGUUCAGAAGUAGAUAUUUGGAGUAUGGGAGUACUUCUAUAUGCGUUACUUUGUGGUUUUCUUCCGUUCGAUGAUAACAGUAUAGAGAAUUUGUAUAGAAAAAUACUUAGCGGCAAAUACGACGAACCAAGUUGGUUGUCGAGUAGCAGUAGAAGAUUGAUAAGGGCAAUGUUACAAAUAGAUCCAAAAAAACGAAUUACUAUACAAGAAUUGUGUAAUCAUCCAUGGAUUACAGCAGGAUUCCUCAAUCCUGUUUCGUUUGUUCAUAAGACCAAUUUUGAACAAGACGAAGACGUGUUAAGUACUAUGUCCGCGAUAUGUGGCGAACAAGCUCCAGAUAUAUGGAAUAAACUUGUAAAAAGUGAUAGAACCGAUUACAAGACUUCCACGUAUCUUUUACUUUUAGAUAGAAAACUUCGUGGACUUUCGCUUCGAAUAUCAUCCUCUGCAAAGACUCAUUUUAAAACAGGGUGCGAAGGAGGGAUGAAUAAUCUUAUAACUAAACUUGAUUAUUCUCCAAGAAGCAAACCUAGAAAAUCGCCAGUAUUAGAGGCCACCUAUGAUGUUUUGCCAAAAACGCCUGAAACGGCCAACAAUUUUAUGGAACCACAUGUACCUGGAAGAAAACGACUUCGAAGUAAAGAAGCGGACGACAUAUGUUCUCCUGUCCCUGUAAAAAGGACCGCGGAAAAAGAUAGAAUCGUUUCUACUCCCACCAAUACUCCGGUAUCCGAUUCAAAAGGAACACCGUCGUCUACACCAGGGAGCGCAAGAAAAGUAAUAAUGGGUUUGGAACGUGGAUUGAAUCGCGUGCGUUGCGUCCUUACACCCAAGAGACGCGCAAAGAACGAGAAUAUCGAUCCUGAUCAACCUAAUAUACUAUCUGGAAAAGGCCUUUGUAACGUGUCGUCAACGUCUAGCGACGACCCCAGAUACGUACUCUCGCAACUGCGUCGUGCACUGCGUCGCAAAGGAAUCAUGUGCCAUCAAAAAGGAUUCAUCCUUCAAGGAGAAACGGAAGAUUGUAUGGAAGACGAGAUGGAUACGAUGCGACCGUUUUCGGCCAGGAAUGCUUGCUCUUUCGAGUUAGAAGUUUGUUUAUUAGAAGGCGUUACGAAUAACAAAUUGCUAGUUGGUAUUCGAAGAAAAAGGUUAAAAGGUAACGCGUGGGUUUACAAGCGGGUUUGCGAGGAAGUUCUCGCUUUGGCAGCGGAGAAUCUCUCUGGCGAAUCAGAGGGUUCGACAGAAUCGAAGUGCGCCAUUUAAUGUUAUUCCACUAUUUUUACGCGAACCGUAUCUAUCUAUAUAUAUAUAUAUAUAUAUAUAUACUAUAUAUAAAGUCUAAAAGACUACUGUGUUCUGAUCUCUAUUAAAUAGAUGGUAAAAAUAAUGCAGGCGCGAAGAAUAUUUUUUUAACUUUUGAAUGCAAAACCCCAUCAGGUAUCGUUUACGGCAGCUUAAUACUCGGUAAAGUAUCUGCAUCAGGGUUCCUUUCUGAGAAUAUAGGUUUCUCGUAACAGACGUAUUAUAGUAAGGUAAAGCCUAGCAUAAAAUAUUUCUCCGGUCUUGGAGGACUACGAAGUAAACUCGCAAUUCAGAUGAGGAGUGUAAUUGUCAAUCGUGUAAUAUUAUCUAUACAGUAUAAGAGAAUUAAAAGUAAAUUAUAUCGUUUCCUACACG